This is a messenger RNA of Pseudozyma hubeiensis SY62, 477 nucleotides long. RefSeq lists its product as hypothetical. NCBI's taxonomy places the organism in Eukaryota, Fungi, Basidiomycota, Ustilaginomycetes, Ustilaginales, Ustilaginaceae. Bases 1 to 477 code for a protein of 158 amino acids. The record is from RefSeq and is a predicted model, not a curated record. The transcript has 2 exons.
AUGGAUACUGUGUUUAGCAACAGCGAGUUCGGUGGAUCGUGGACAUUGCUCCCGAAACGCACACGCAAAGCAGCUCCAACGACGGCGCUGGCCUCCCCAGAGCUGCAGAGAGCUUUCCGACCCUUCUCUCGAUCCGCUCGCGCGGGUGUCACGAUGCUGCACGCGCAAAUCCCUUCCUCGACCGAAGUUGGACCUUUUCCCGGAAAAGGCAAAGCAGGAGAAGAAGAAGAAGCGCGAAAAACACGCACGGCCCAGGGCGGAAGCGAAAAAGGUUUGGGGAACGGGAAUGACAACAAUGUAACGGCAAUGGGAAGCCAAGAGGAUCUGCUCGACAGCCGAGCCGUUCGAAAGGGUGACAUGACAGGGUCUCGCGAUGUCUCUCUCUCUCUUUUUCGCUUCGGCAAGGCGCUGCAGAGACGCAACAAAUGCACGACCGCCUGCUUGUUGCAUUUGCCGAUUUUUGCUCAUCAGAUCUGA